AUGCUGCUGCCAGUGUUCACCCUGAAACUGCGCCACAAAAUCAGCCCCCGCAUGGUGGCCAUAGGGCGCUACGACGGGACUCACCCGUGCCUGGCCGCCGCCACGCAAGCGGGCAAGGUUUUUAUUCAUAAUCCUCAUACACGGAGCCAGCAUUUCAGUGCAUCCAGGGUGUUCCAGAGCCCCCUGGAGUCUGAUGUUUCUCUUCUCAACAUUAACCAGGCAGUCAGCUGCCUGACUGCAGGAAUAUUGAACCCUGAGCUUGGCUAUGAUGCUCUUUUAGUGGGCACACAGACUAACCUUUUGGCUUAUGAUGUCUACAAUAAUUCAGAUUUGUUCUACAGAGAGGUAGCAGAUGGGGCAAAUGCAAUUGUGCUGGGGACAUUGGGAGACAUUUCCUCUCCUCUUGCAAUUAUUGGUGGAAACUGUGCUCUGCAGGGUUUCGAUCAUGAAGGAAAUGAUCUCUUUUGGACGGUUACUGGAGACAAUGUUCAUUCCUUGGCCUUGUGUGACUUUGACGGUGAUGGGAAGAAAGAGCUUCUUGUUGGAUCAGAGGAUUUUGACAUCCGAGUUUUUAAAGAAGAUGAGAUUGUGGCAGAAAUGACAGAAACAGAGAUAAUCACCUCUCUUUGCCCCAUGUAUGGCAGUCGGUUUGGCUAUGCUCUUUCCAAUGGCACGGUUGGAGUUUAUGACAAAACAGCUCGAUACUGGAGAAUUAAAUCUAAAAAUCAUGCCAUGAGCAUUCAUGCUUUUGACCUUAAUUCUGAUGGUGUGCGUGAACUGAUAACUGGUUGGUCCAAUGGGAAGGUGGAUGCUCGAAGCGACCGAACUGGGGAGGUCAUCUUUAAAGACAACUUUUCUUCUGCAAUUGCUGGUGUGGUAGAGGGAGAUUACCGGAUGGAUGGCCACAUACAGUUAAUCUGCUGUUCAGUGGAUGGAGAAAUCCGGGGCUACCUGCCAGGCACGGCUGAGAUGAGGGGGAACCUCAUGGACACCAGUGUAGAGCAGGACCUGAUCCGAGAGCUGAGUCAGAAAAAACAGAAUUUGCUGUUGGAACUCCGUAACUAUGAGGAAAAUGCCAAGGCCGAAUUGAGUGGUCCACUGAAUGAAGCUGAUGGGCAUCGGGGCAUAAUCCCAGCAAAUACCAAGCUCCACACUGCCCUCUCAGUCAAUCUGGGGAAUAAGACUCAAGCUGCUCAUGCAGAAUUGUGCAUUUCCACUUCUAAUGAUACCAUCAUCCGAGCAGUAUCUAUUUUUGCAGAGGGAAUUUUUAUAGGUGAAAGCCAUGUGGUACACCCCAGCAUUCAUAACCUCUCCAGCUCCAUCCGCAUCCCAAUUACACCUCCCAAAGAUGUCCCUGUGGAACUGUACUUGAAAACGUUCGUGGGUUACAGAAGCAGCACCCAGUUUCAUGUGUUUGAAUUGACAAGACAGCUCCCUCGAUUCUCCAUGUAUGCGCUAACCAGCCCAGACUCUGCCAGUGAGCCAGUCAGUUACGUUAACUUUAUCAUUGCAGAACGGGCACAGAGGGUUGUUAUAUGGCUCAACCAGAACUUUCUGUUACCAGAAGACACUAACAUUCAGAAUGCUCCAUUUCAAGUGUGUUUCACAUCCUUACGGAAUGGAGGCCAGCUGUAUAUAAAAAUAAAAGUUAGUGGAGAGAUCACUGUAAAUACUGAUGAUAUUGAUUUGGCUGGUGAUAUCAUCCAGUCAAUGGCAUCAUUUUUUGCUAUUGAAGACCUUCAGGUAGAAGCAGAUUUUCCUGUUUAUUUUGAGGAAUUACGAAAGGUGCUGAUUAAGGUGGAUGAAUAUCAUUCAGUGCAUCAGAAGCUCAGUGCUGACAUGGCUGAUAAUUCUAAUCUGAUCCGAAGUUUGCUUGUCCGAGCUGAAGAUGCUCGUCUGAUGAGGGACAUGAAAACAAUGAAGAAUCGCUAUAUGGAACUUUAUGACCUUAAUAAAGACUUGCUAAAUGGAUAUAAAAUUCGCUGUAACAAUCACACAGAGCUAUUGGGAAAUCUCAAAGCAGUAAAUCAAGCAAUUCAAAGAGCAGGUCGUCUGCGUGUUGGAAAACCAAAGAACCAGGUGAUUACUGCUUGUCGGGAUGCAAUUCGAAGCAACAACAUCAACACACUGUUCAGAGUCAUGCGGGUAGGGACAGCUUCUUCAUAGGAGAGGAAAGAAUAGGUAAAGAAGUUUCUGGAAAAGGUUUUUCCUUAAAAAUCUAGGCUGAUUUGCCUUGGAUCACAUCCUGGUGAACCCAGGGUACUAAGAGUGAAAACAACCGUGGUGAGUUGUACAAAUUAAAAAUAAAGAAUUACAUUGGAAAGAUAUAUUCUAUUUUUAGAUCAAUAGCACUGUUGCUGCAUAAUAGGUUUGUAUGUCAGAGGGUGAAUACUUUUGAAAUGUUAGGGCUUCAAAGUCUAAGUUUUGUUUAUUAUGUAAGUUGGUAUAUAAAUACAUCUUUUUUUCUUCAAAUUGUAAUUGAAUUUGUAAUUUUCAAAUAGGUUAUAUACUUUUUCAUUAAAAUUUAAAAGUGUUGAACUUUGUGUUGACUGAUUAUAAAAGCACCACCAUAUUAGAAUUGCAUAAACCAUUUGUAUUUUGUGGAGAAAAACCAAAAUGUGGAUAUUCGAUUUGUGUGCCUCUUUUUAAUCACCAAAAAGUGGGUGUAAAGAACAAAUUUAGAAGAAGGAAGAGUCAGUUUAGGAUGAUCUUUUAAUUGAGGCAAUGUUAGCUUCUGUAACAAAUAGACCUUAAAAUACAUAAUGACUCAUUUAUCAUUUAUGUAAAGACUUCUCCAUAGUUAUUCAGGGACCCAGGUUUGUUUAAUUAUGUACCUCUGUUAUCCCCUAGGGCAGCCUUUCUCAACCUGAGUUCACUAAAGAAAUAAGCUUAAGGAAAAUGAUUUGGGUGACUCUUUUCACAUUCAUUGUUUUUUUUUUUUACUAAUUGAACGUUUGUGGCAACCCUGUGUGGAGUAAUGCUAUCAGUACCUUUUUACCACCAUGUGCUCAUUUUGUAUCUCUGUGUUACAUUUUUGUGAUUUGUGCAAUAUUUCAAACUUUGUCAUUAUUAUUAUAUAUUAUUGUUAUUAUUAUAUCUUAUGGUCUUUGAUCGGUGAUCUUUGAUGUUACUAUUGUAAUUGUUUUGGGGUGCCAAGAACCAUGCCCAUAUGACAGUGAACUCAACAGUAAAUGUUGUGUAUGUUCAGACUGCU
Molecule: messenger RNA, 3214 nt
Organism: Galeopterus variegatus (Sunda flying lemur)
Lineage: Eukaryota; Metazoa; Chordata; Mammalia; Dermoptera; Cynocephalidae
Gene: BBS2
Product: Bardet-Biedl syndrome 2
Exons: 17
Coding region: 1-2166 (721 amino acids)
Biological process (GO): non-motile cilium assembly
Cellular component (GO): neuron projection; BBSome; membrane
Molecular function (GO): protein binding
Source: RefSeq, a predicted model, not a curated record